Molecule: messenger RNA, 4630 nt
Organism: Talpa occidentalis (Iberian mole)
Lineage: Eukaryota; Metazoa; Chordata; Mammalia; Eulipotyphla; Talpidae
Gene: ZNF341
Product: zinc finger protein 341
Source: RefSeq, a predicted model, not a curated record
GCGGCGGCGGCGGCGGCUCCAAGAUGGCGCAGACGAUCUUCGAGGCCCUGGAGGGAAUGGACAAUCAGACUGUCCUGGCUGUCCAGUCGUUGUUGGAUGGCCAAGGAGCAGUCCCGGAUCCAACAGGCCAGAGUGUUAACGCACCUCCCGCUAUCCAGCCACUGGAUGAUGAGGAUGUCUUUCUCUGCGGGAAGUGUAAGAAACAGUUCAACUCGCUGCCAGCGUUUAUGACCCACAAGCGGGAACAGUGCCAGGGGAGUGCCCCGCCCCUGGCCACAGUCUCACUGGCCACCAACAACAUCUACACACCUUCGGCGCCACCCGCAGCAGUUCAGCAGGCCCCACCUCCUGCCAAUCGCCAGAUCUCCACGUACAUCACAGUGCCCCCAUCCCCACUAAUCCAGACCCUGGUGCAAGGGAACAUCUUGGUGAGCGAUGACGUGCUCAUGUCUGCUAUGUCAGCCUUCACGUCCCUGGACCAGCCCAUGCCCCAGGGACCCCCACCAGUGCAGAGCAGCCUGAACAUGCAUUCUGCACCCAGCUACCUCACCCAGCCUCCUCCUCCUCCUCCCCCGCCUCCACCACUGCCCCCACCCCCACCCCAGCCCCCACCACCCCCACCCCAGAACUUGGGCCCCCCUGGGCGAGCCAACCCUGGUGGGAGUGGCGUGGUGGAAGUGUACAACGCCCCAGCACCCUUGGCUGGGAGUGGAACGGUGGAGAUCCAAGCAUUGGGCAUGCAACCCUACCCACCCCUGGAGGUGCCAAACCAGUGUGUGGAGGCUCCAGUGUACCCCACCCCUCCGGUGUAUAGCCCUGGGAAACAGGGAUUCAAAACAAAAGGACCAAAUCCUGCCGCCCCCAUGACUAGUGCCUCCGGGGGCACAGUGACGACCUUUGACUCCCCACCAACACUGAAGACCAGACGAGUCAAAGGUGCCAGUGGACUCCAAGAAGCUGCAGGGAAACCCAAGGCCCAGAAGCUCAAGUGCUCAUACUGUGACAAGUCAUUCACCAAAAACUUUGACCUGCAGCAGCAUAUCCGAAGUCACACCGGUGAGAAGCCCUUCCAGUGCAUUGCAUGUGGCCGUGCCUUUGCCCAGAAGUCUAAUGUCAAGAAACACAUGCAGACCCACAAGGUGUGGCCUCCAGGACGCAGUGGUGGCACCGUUUCCCGAAACUCUGUAACAGUACAGGUCAUGGCUCUGAACCCCAGCAGGCAAGAGGAUGAAGAAAAUACAGGGUUGAGUCAGACCCUGUCGAGUGCCCCUCAGCCCCAGGCCUUGCCCACAGCAGGUGAGGAUGAGGGGGACAAGCUGGAGACCAAGCAGGUCGUCCUCAUCGAUAGCUCCUACUUGUGCCAGUUCUGCCCCAGCAAGUUCAGUACGUACUUCCAGCUGAAGUCCCACAUGACCCAGCAUAAGAAUGAGCAGGUAUACAAAUGUGUGGUCAAAAGCUGUGCCCAAACGUUCCCGAAGCUUGACACCUUUCUGGAGCACAUCAAGAGCCACCAGGAGGAGCUGAGCUACCGCUGCCACCUCUGCGGCAAGGACUUCCCCUCGCUCUACGAUCUUGGUGUGCACCAGUACUCCCACAGCCUCCUGCCACAGCACAGCCCCAAGAAGGACAGCACCGGCUACAAGUGUGUCAAAUGUGUUAACAAAUAUUCCACCCCUGAAGCCCUGGAGCACCACCUGCAGACUGCCACUCACAACUUUCCCUGCCCACAUUGCCAAAAGGUGUUUCCUUGUGAACGCUAUCUGCGGCGUCACCUGCCCACCCACGGCAGCGGGGGCAGAUUCAAGUGCCAGGUGUGCAAGAAGUUCUUCCGGCGAGAGCACUACCUCAAACUGCAUGCUCACAUCCACUCAGGUGAGAAACCCUACAAAUGCUCAGUGUGUGAGUCCGCAUUCAACCGCAAGGACAAACUGAAGAGACACAUGUUGAUCCAUGAGCCAUUCAAGAAAUACAAAUGUCCCUUCUCGACACACACUGGCUGCAGUAAGGAGUUCAACCGACCAGAUAAGCUGAAGGCUCAUAUCCUUUCCCACUCUGGCAUGAAGCUCCACAAGUGUGCCCUGUGCAGCAAGUCCUUCAGCCGCCGCGCCCACCUCGCUGAGCACCAGCGUGCCCACACUGGCAACUACAAGUUCCGCUGUGCUGGCUGUGCCAAGGGCUUUUCCCGCCACAAAUACCUCAAGGAUCACCGCUGCCGUCUUGGCCCCCAAAAGGACAAGGACCUGCAAACCCGGAGGGCCCCCCGGAGGAGGGCAGCUCCCCGCAGUGGCAGCACUGGUGGGCGCAAGGUGGUGACCCCCCUCCCUGACCCUUUGGGACUUGAGGAGCUGAAGGACGCAGGGGCUGGACCAGUGCCAGAGGCUGCCCCUGGCAAGCAACCCUUCUCAGAGUCAGAUGCUGUGCUGUCCAUCGUGGUGGGUGGCACAGUGGGGGGUGAACCUGAGCUGGUAGUGCCUGGGCAUGCUGAGGCCUUGGGCUCCAACCUGGCGCUAGCAGAGCUGCAGGCUGGUACUGAGGGCCCGUGUGCCAUGCUCGCUGUGCCCGUCUAUAUCCAGGCCUCCGAGUGAUAGACUCUUGCUGUUUGGGUCCACAACCUGGCCUGAUGUUCACCUUGGAUCCGGGGCCCCUUGGGGCAGACUAGAGAUCCUUCCCAAUGGAAGCAAGCCCUCAGCUGUGUCCCCUUUCCUGCUGGAAAGUCCUACAAUAUUCUGGGACCUGGGGCAGGGCUGCCUAUGGCUUCCCGGCACCAGCAAUGGCAAGAGAGAUGGUUGAGGCUGAGAGGCCCGGGUUCUGGCUGGUACAGGCUGGUGAUCCGGCCCUCUGAGACAGGAGACAAGGCAGUACUGCCCACCCCAUGGAGCUGCCUCUGGGUAGCCUCUGAUGAAGCUGUUCUUCAGGACAACUGACAUAGUAGGAACCAUUUUCUGCUGAACUUUUUCACGUCUGGUUCCUCACAGCAUCCCCAGAUGACCCUGUGAUGUAGGCAUUUAGGAUGCACUCAAGUGUCAGGGUUACGAAUGCAGCUAACACCCAGAUCUGGCUUCAAAUCCAAGUGCUGCCACUCACUUGCUGUGUGACCUUGGGUAAGUCACUUCACCUCUCUGUGCCCCAUGUUCCUCAUCUGUACAGUGGGACUUAUGACAGUACUACCUCAUAGGGCUGUCAUGGGAUCCAGUCUGAUGAAAUACACAAAGGGCUGGAUAUAGUGCUGGCACUCAGCAUGCCCAAUAAAUGUUUUUAUCAGGCAGGAGCUUUGGCAGUUUCUUUCUUAGCUCCUGGGUGGCAGCAGCACUCCCCUCACCAAAGUGAAAACUGAGGGGAGGCACCAGGGGUCCUGUGGUCCCUUUGUACACAAAAGCUGUGCUGCCCAUUACCUAUGGAUAGGUAUGGUGUUGCCAGAACGAUUCAGAAUAUGGCCCCAUGGAAACACCCAGGAGGAGGUGCUUAUAUUCACUUUUGAAAAUGCAGGAUCACGGGCCUAGCCACAAGUCUCUGAAAUCAGAAACUCUAGCCGAGCCAGAGGUCCAUCUAGAGCAGGCUUCGAGCAGGUCAUAGAUGCCCCCACUUCAGCAUUCCCUUCCUUUGCCCAAUAGUCCAGAGCCAAGCAAACUAGGCAGGAAGGGAAUAAAGGGAACUUGAUCCACAGGUCCUUCUUUAGCUUUUUAACCACCCCACUGGGGCAGUGUGCCUCAGUUACAGGAGAGGAAGCUGAGGUUUAAGAGGAGAUGGGGUGGAACACAGCAGAGCUGUCUGCCCCAGCUAGAUGACUGAAUGUCUUGGAUGGCUGUCCUGUCCCUCAGAUGUGUGCUGGGGCCCAAGGCUAGAGCUCAGAGCAAGCAUGUGUCCCUGCAUUGUCAGGGGCAUAUGGUGCCACAGGAGGGGCGUGAGGGGCUGUGCACAGCUAAGAGCUGAGGCUGUAAGUGUAUUGCUGGUGGGCCUGAUAGAGGCAGGAAGCCAGCUGCAGGAGGUGCCCUGUGAGCAGGGCCUUAACUGAGAGUUUUGAUGGAUGUAUAGAUAGAGGGAGGCCAGUGCCAGUGCCAGUUACAGCAAGGCAUGAGAGAAGAUGUUGAGGAGCGAAUGUCCUCUUCUGGACCUGGUGAAUGGUCCAGCAUGCCAGAGAUUUGCGGGGAGUGAGGAGAUCAUAAUUCUCACUAAGAUUCUUCCAACCUCGUUACAGUACCUUAGCUCCAUCAGGUGAGAAUUGUUAUUUUGCUUAUUUUACAGAUGAGGAAAUGGAAGCACGGAGAGGUAAAGUUUCCUGCACAAACUCAUGCAGCUAGUAAGUCCCUGCGCUGGGAUUCAAGCUGGGGUGGGCUGCCACCAUGUGCUCUCAGCUACUUUUUUUCUGUUGAAAUGUGGGUUGAUGUCAAAUCAGAGAGUCUUGGGUGUUGUGUUAAGGAAUUUGGACUUUAUUUUCUAUGUAAUGGAAGAGCAUGGAAGGUAUUUAAACAUUUUUUUAAAAAAACUGUAACAGUAACAUUAAAGAAAAUGUUAAAAAAUCACAUGUCCAUCCUAAUAUAACUCUCACAUUUCUGCCUCUUUUGUCAACAGUCACUUGCACACAUGAUUACCAGUAACCGUGAGGACUAAUGUUUGCAGGGUAUUUAUGUCA